CCGUGCCUCGAGCCAGCACUGAGUGGAGCCUGUCUGCCAACAGCUUCAACAGCGGCUCUACCAGGACCAUACUACACUCACUGACAAUUAAAGGAGGCCCUUUUUCUUCUUAUUUUCGAGGACUGUUCUUCACCAUGGGUGACAAAAAGAGCCCUACCAGGCCAAAAAGACAAGCCAAACAAACCGCUGAUGACGGCUACUGGGACUGUAGCGUCUGUACCUUCAGGAACACCGCCGAGGCUUUCAAAUGCAGCAUCUGCGAUGUGAGGAAGGGCACAUCCACAAGGAAACCCCGGAUCAACUCCCAGCUGGUUGCCCAGCAGGUGGCUCAGCAAUACCCGAUGCCUCCCCCACCCAAGAAGGAGCGGAGAGAGAGGAGCGAGCGCAUAGACAAGGAGCGCCCGGAGGGUGAAGGAGAGCGAGCCAACGGAGAAGGACGCCCACAGGUCGAACGUCCAGAGAGAGUGAGGCCAGAGGGAGACACUCCUGAGAAGGAAAAAAGCGACAAGGAGCAGCCAAUCAAAGACAAACCCGACAGAGAGAAGGACAUCAGCCCAGCUCUGACGAAGAAGCCCAGCAGCAAAAAGACCAGACCCAAAUCUGACAGCCAUCAGAGUUCACCCAGUGACAAACACAGCAUACAGUCUGGCAAAUCAGCAACCAAGACCAACAAGAACUCUCACAUUUCCAGGCCCAAACUGAAGAACAUUGACCGGAGUACUGCCCAGCAGUUGGCUAUCACCGUAGGGAACGUCACGGUGAUCAUAACAGACUUUAAGGAGAAGACCCGCUCCUCCUCCACAUCUUCAUCCACCGUCACAUCCAGCGCGGGCUCCGAACAGCAGCACCAGAGCUCCGGCUCCGAGAGCAUGGACAAGGGCUCGUCACGCGCCUCCACCCCAAAAGGGGAUCUCUCUGUGGGGCAUGACGAAUCGUUCUGAGGUCCCGCUGCCAUCCUCCACCACCUAUGAUCCACCCUUGCACCGCUCCCCCCUUUUCCCAUGUUUCUGGACACUAUGGAUCCCACUGGGGGAGGGAUUUCACCUUUUCCCAUCGCCGACCCGCCUUCAUUCCACGAUUUCCCCUGGAUGCUAAGAGGAACAGUGAGGUGCCAUCUUUUACGGAAAACAAGCGCCCCCGCUUGGCGAAUAUCCCUCGUGGUUACACCUGUGGCACAGGCGAGGAGAGGUGGCCUACACGGAAUAACAGCCUCAUUCCUUCCCCUCAACCCCCUCCCCAGUAGCAUCCAGACACUUGUAUGUAUUGUUUUAUAUUUGUACGUGGAUGUGAGGCCAACUCAACUUUUUUGUUUGUUUGUUUUGUUUUUGUAAAGAAGAAUUCUCCGCUGGGCACAAUAACCACCACUUUUUUUAAUAACUUUAAAACUAUUAUUACCUUUAUUUAUUACCUGUUGCACCUGUAUACUUUGAUAUUCUCCUUUUUAUGUUGAAGCUUUGCUGUGUAGCUCUGCAGAUCGAUCGUUCCUUCAGUGUUUUUACUACAGUCUGAAAACAAUAGGACAACACACGCACACACGUCAGAUACAACACAUAUACACUCACACACAUACACACACUGGUGCUAGAUACACUGUGAAGCGGUUUUGCAGAUCUGGGAUUGCCCAUUCGCUCAAUGUGACAAAGUGCUGAUGAAUCAAAUUCUCAUUCACUUUUCUCAACAACACUGUCUCGCUGAACACUGUCGGGACCUCCAGGUCCAUCUACCUUUUCUGUACAGGUCAUUGUGCAUCAGAAGAAGGUCACCUAAAGUUCAGACACCUGACUUUUUCAACUAGAUUGUCUAUGAUUUAGUAUGCUAUAGCAGAUCUCUUAUACAGUAUCUUAUGUCUUUAACUGUACAGUGUAGGCUGUUGUGUAAAACACUAAAAGCUGUCAAUAUUUUUCUGCAUUUGGUACUUAAAUAUUGAGUUUUCUGGCUGAAGGCAGAGCUGUCCUCUCAGCUGGUGAGGAGCCAGAGCAUUUUCUGUUGUGACUGAAUGAUGGUUAAAAGCAGUUCCACUUGGUAAAACCAUAUCGAACUGUAAAAAUAGACCUGUUGUGUCAAGCUGUUGUGAGUCGAUUUUCUUUUCUUUUUCCUCCUCCACCUUCUUUCUUUUCUUUUUAUGUGGUCCUGAAGUCCACCCAGAAAACAGAGUGCAGAGACGAGAACAAUUUACAAAGAUUGACAAUUCAAUUGACUUGUUUUUAUUUGUAUUAAUUUAAGACUCCUGUCAUUGAAGGCAAAACAAUAUUGCAGUAGUUAAAUAGAAGACAAUUGUUCUUUCAAUUUUAAUGCAGCAAGGCUUAUUUAAGGGUUUUAAUUCACGUUCACCUUAGCUGAUACUAGACCAACAUAAUUUCCUUUUAACUGUAUGAAAUUGUAUAAAGAAUAAAUGUGUAUAUGAUAUCUUAGUUUUAUUUAUUGAAGGACCAAAGGAAUUUCAUAAUGACAUGAUACAUAGACAGAUGAAUAACAAUUUGAAAUGCAAUUAUCUAAUGUGUGAGAUGAAUAACAGUUUAAAUAAAGACUAAUAUAAUCCAUGUAAAUGGUGUUCUUAUUGUCCACUCAUCUUUGUGCGUGGCUAAAUUGGGGCAGAGGUCAUCAUGCUGUGAGCGGAGUCGAGGGAAAACCACAGCUCCACACGCAGUGGUGGAUGUUGCCUCGUCGUGCACACAGUGAGAAGCAGUGUGGGCGUGGGAAGAGCUCUGGGUCUUAAGACUUUGGCCUUAGCGAGCCCCUCUUCGCUCUGCUGGACUACCAUUGUACAUGCAGCUCCCCUAACGGAGGCCCCAGCUCACAAACUGAGCCGCUCCCAGAGCAACUAAAAGCCAGGUUACGAGAGGUAACCGUCCCCUCCUUUACCCCCCCUCCACCCCAAAACUAAAAAAAACCCUCCUAGGAAGUGAGGGGCAGGAUUUGAUCUGUGUACACUCAAACGCUUUCCAGAGUCACACGUAGGGAUGAUAAUCAUGUGUGUUGUCAGUCCAGGAGAUGUGUUUAUUUUUUUCUGCUUCUGAGCGAUGGUUAAUAUGUAAUUAUGUACUUUAUUGCAUACAAAUAUGGAAUCAGUGUUCAAAGUGAGGAAAAGCAAUGUGAAUAGAACUUUAAAAAAAAAAGUGGGACUGCUGGUCAGAGGGGAAAUGCUUUGUCCAAUUUUUACAGAGAAUGAAACCCUGCUUUGUAAUGCAAUCGGUUAGAAAUGGGCCUAAAAAGCCAUCUUUUCACCUGCCUUAUCUGCAACCACAUUCACUUUGACUGAGUACUCCCAACAGAAAGGAUUCAUGGUUAAAUUAUUGACAAAUGGGCCAUUUGCUGAGUAUAUGAAUUAUUGCUUGUAUAUAGAAUUUUAAAAAGGUGCAAAAGCAAACACUAUGAAUACUGGCAUUGGAGCUGAAGUCUUUUUUUUUUUUGUUUCCUGUUUCCUUCCCGCGCAAGCAGUUCUGUUCUUGUGUGCGACCAGUAACCUUAAUUUACUGUGUAAAGAUGGUUACAUUUUUUAGCUUUGUUUGUCAGACCCAAAUAUAGAAUGCUUGUUUACUGACUGUAUAACCUUAACCGUGAAUUCCAAUUACGUGUAUUAUACAAACUCAUUUCUUCCUAUAACGAUGUCUUGUACAAUGCUUUUAAAGUUAUUGCUCUGUUUAAAAGAAAAAUUAAAAAAAAAAAGUAGGGAGAGAACAAUAAUCCAUUCUUUGUUUAAUCCAGUUUUAGUUUUAUCUAAAUUCUUUUCUUUUCUUUCUUUUCUUUCUUUUUUUUUAAACUUAUAGCUGAUGUGUCAUUGUUUUCCCUUGUGAAAUGGUCACAUUAUGUUCCUGGUGUGGAAAUGUACUCAGCAUUUUCAGCAGAUCACAGCUCCUUGUCUAGCUUAUAAUGUUGAACUAAUACAUGUUUCUGGCAUGUGCACGACUUUGCGCUUAUAGGCUAACCCGAUCAUUUUCCUCUGCUUCAAAUAGAAAUGUCUAUUUAUGAAUUUUGCUUGUAGUUUUUCACAAAUAAAAUUGUUAAAGUUA
This is a messenger RNA of Neolamprologus brichardi, 4010 nucleotides long. RefSeq names its product RING1 and YY1 binding protein b (gene rybpb). Gene Ontology annotation, cellular component: nucleus. The record is from RefSeq and is a predicted model, not a curated record. Gene Ontology annotation, biological process: positive regulation of DNA-templated transcription. Gene Ontology annotation, molecular function: DNA binding; transcription coregulator activity. NCBI's taxonomy places the organism in Eukaryota, Metazoa, Chordata, Actinopteri, Cichliformes, Cichlidae.